This is a messenger RNA of Gastrolobium bilobum, 1962 nucleotides long. Its product is annotated as PHD finger protein MALE STERILITY 1. The record is from RefSeq and is a predicted model, not a curated record. The coding region runs from base 1 to 1962 and encodes 653 amino acids. The transcript has 3 exons. NCBI's taxonomy places the organism in Eukaryota, Viridiplantae, Streptophyta, Magnoliopsida, Fabales, Fabaceae.
AUGUUGAAUGUUGAUGUAAUUGGCAACAAGAAAAGGAAGAGAUGUGGGAGGGUUUUCAGGUUCAAGAACUUUGGUGAACCAGGAUACCCUGUUAUGUUUAGUGGGCCAUUUCGUGAUAAUGUGAAUGCAUUACUUGAAUAUGCAAAUUUGGAGAGUGAUUUAAGCAUAGGAAUGCCAGUAUGGACAUUUCAACUUGAAGUUCAUCACCACCCACCUUUACAUAUCUUAUUGUUUGUGAUUGAAGAGCCAAUGGAGGCAGCGCUGAACCGUCAUUGCAAGCAUUGUCAAUACGUUGGCUGGGGUAACCAUUUCAUUUGCAAUAAGAAGUAUCACUUCCUGUUACCCUCAAAGGAGGCACUGGCUACCUGCUCAAGCUGUGAAGGCUGCUGUGACACAAUUGCUACAUUGAAUAAUGGUAAGUCCAAAUUAAUAGAAUUACAGGGCCAUAUGAUGCAUGGUGUUUUUCACUCUAAUGGAUUCGGGCAUUUGCUAUGUGUCAAUGGGUUGGAAACUGGAUCGAAUUUGGCUGGCAACCACAUCAUGGAGUUUUGGAAUCGUUUGUGCAAUGGAUUGCAAGCUAGGAAAGUGAGUUUGAAUGACAUUUCACAGAAAAGAGGCAUGGAACUGAGACUAGUCAAUGGAAUAGCAUACAGUGAGCCAUGGUUCGGUCGUUGGGGUUACAAAUUUGGUCGAGGAUGCUUUGGUGUAACACAAUCCAUGUACCACAAGGCCAUAGAGGCAAUAAGAAGCAUGCCACUAUACUUACUCACACACCAUAUUGGCAAUUCAAACCAUGACAUUCCACUCAUCUUCUCAAGGUAUCAAACACUUUCAGAUCAAUCUUUAGUGACCCUUGGUGACUUAUUUCGUUACAUGUUAGAACUCAAAGCACGCCUUCCCCGUGAAACCUGCAUUGGUUCCUAUAACACCAAUAAUGCCUUGGUUGAAACCAAUUGUCGUUGGUCACCUAAAAGGAUUGAGAUGGCAACAAGGGUCAUUGUUGAGGCCUUGAAAAGAACAGAGUUCAGAUGGAUUUCAAGGCAAGAAGUUAGAGAUGCUGCUCGUGCAUACAUUGGUGACACAGGUUUACUUGAUUUUGUGCUCAAGUCUCUAGGAAACCACAUUGUAGGGAACUACUUGGUACGUAGAAGCUUGAAUCCUGUGACUAAAGUAUUGGAAUAUUGCUUAGAAGACAUUUCCAAUGUGUAUCCAUGUAAUGAAGGCUUGGUCAUGAGUAAUAAAGUGAAGGACAAGUGCAAGAUUACAAGGGCUCAACUCAUGAAGGAUAUGCUUUAUUUGUACAAGUAUAUUCUCGUUGACUCAAAACCAAUGAUAGGAUCAGAGUUUCUCUCAGCUAUACCAUUGGCUGCUAGGAUAAUUCUUGACACCAAGUAUCUUAUCAAAGAUUACUUUGGAGAUGUUCCUUUCCAUGUUGAAUUAGGCUCAGAAGGAAAACUCAACCUUUAUUGUACAAUUUUGUUGAGGAACAAUGCAGGACUUGAUGAAAAUUUAAGCAAGGCUAUGCCACCCUAUGAAUGUAUCACAUUGAAAAGCAGUGCUACAAUCAAUGAGCUAAAGGUAGAAGUUGAAAGGAAUUUCAGAGAAAUCUAUUGGGGUUUAAGGAGUUUUGUUGUGGAAUCAACUGGGAAUUUGAAUGCCAAUGGGACAGAAAUGGUUUUUGGGCUAAUUGAAGUGGGUGGAAAGGUUCUUCUUGAGGGUUGGCAUGGUGACAUGAGAAUAAACACGAUUGAUCAAAUAUGUGAAAGUGAUCCAAACAAUGGCAUCGUAGACUGCACUUGUGGAACUAAAGAAGAUGAUGGUGAGAGGAUGGUAUCUUGUGAUAUUUGUGAAAUUUUGCAGCACACUAGGUGUGUUCGCAUUCCUAAUGAUGAAGAAAUUCCUCAUAUUUUUCUGUGUAAAAGGUGCGAGCAAGAAAUUGUUCUGUUCCCUUCUUUACCGUAG